This is a messenger RNA of Schistosoma rodhaini, 860 nucleotides long. The record is from the annotation of a GenBank genome assembly. Lineage: Eukaryota; Metazoa; Platyhelminthes; Trematoda; Strigeidida; Schistosomatidae.
GGAAAAGUCAUGGCGAAUGGAUAAAGUAAAUUCAUAGGGCAACCUUACGAAGCUCAACAAAUCAUCAAAGUUUAAAGUCGGUGAUGAUUGUCUAUUGACAGGCGUCUGACAUAAGUUGUUGCGUUACGGAGUCUCAAGACUAGUAACACCACACGUUCCUUUUUGGGGGAAUUAUGACCUCUAGUUCCCCAGAAACUUCCGUUAAGAUCGACCCAGAAGUUCUAGAGAUCCAGAAAAAAAUAUACAAAGAACUUUUAUUAAAACAAGCGGGUGUUAAGAGAGGGAGCAAAUUUCUUCCGAUAGAUCUUGAGCCGUUUAAAUUUCAACGUCAUCGAUUGGCACUACCUUUCACAGAUGAAGACCGCGCUGCUAGAAAACAAUAUCUUAAAGAUCAGUUAUUAUCAGAGAGGGAACCAGUAAAUGUUCCUGAAUGGAAUCGUGUCAACAUAUUUCGACGAAUAUAUAGAAUGCCAUUUGAUGCUCUUACAAAUCUAGUUAGACCCAUAAUUGGAGAUCAUAAAAGUUGGUACUUUCGUGCUACUAUACCAAAGGUUACAUGUACAUUAAUAUUGUUUUGGUUCGCAUGGUAUCGUAUCAAAUACUGUGAUAACUGGGAAACGCACGCCAAGUCAGUGAAAUCUAAAGCUUUUAGAAGGCAAAUGUGGCCAGGUCAACCAGGAUUCUCUACUGCUUGGAAAGUUGACGAUUUCGGAAUGGAAGACUUUGAUAAGAGAACUGCUCUCCUUGGAGACAAGUUGGUUACCAGUGGAGCUUGAAUACUUAAAAUACUUUUAGGAAACCCAAAAUAUAAUUGUAGUUCAGAUCCCAAAUCCUUUUGAUUGUAGGAAAGACAUGUAAAC